Molecule: messenger RNA, 2163 nt
Organism: Lathyrus sativus (Indian pea)
Lineage: Eukaryota; Viridiplantae; Streptophyta; Magnoliopsida; Fabales; Fabaceae
Source: the annotation of a GenBank genome assembly
AUGAGGAGGAAUGCCUUCGCCGCUCUCUACCGUCACACCGGCUCCAUCUCUAUCUCCGCAAAAUUACGACAUGAGAGUGUAGCUGAGAUUAUAUUAGGUAAAAGCGUGCCGCUUGAAUAUCUGAGAAGAUUGGGUUCCUGUUCCCCUUCUUGGCUGUUGCAUCAAAAUUCAUAUUCUACUGGUUUCACCAGCGUUCACGGUGAAACACCAUCUCCUGAUUAUGCAAGGAGGAGGAGGGAGUCACUGGAAGAUAAAUUUGGGCUUGCUCUUGGAACUUACAGCUCUAAAAGUUUCAAUGCUAUAUACCGGUUUGGUCCUUUUUUGGCUUUGUACAGGGCUGCAAUUAUUUCAUUUCAUGUGUUCAGGCUUACUAUGUGGCAGUUGUUCCUUCAAGACAUACAAAAACGAGCAGUUAAGUUUCGUGAAACUCUAAUACGCUUGGGUCCUUUCUACAUUAAGCUCGGGCAGGCGUUGAGCACUAGACCUGACAUAUUACCAACAGUAUACUGUCAAGAACUUGCUAAGUUACAGGAUCAAAUACCUCCAUUUCCAACUAAUGUUGCAAUUAGAUCUAUUGAAACCCAGUUUGGUGCUCCUAUUGAUAAAAUUUUUAGUGACAUUAGCCCAGCACCUAUUGCAGCAGCAUCAUUAGGGCAGGUUUAUAAAGCUCACCUGCAUUCAGGAGAACUUGUAGCUGUUAAAGUUCAGAGGCCUGGCAUGUCACUUUCGUUGACCCUUGAUGCUUUGCUAUUCCAUAUGAUUGGGGACCAAUUUAAACGGUUUGCAAAGGCUCGCAAAGAUCUUCUAGUAGCAGUUAAUGAAAUGGUCAGGCACAUGUUUGAUGAAAUUGAUUAUGUCCUAGAGGGGAAAAAUGCUGAGCGAUUUGCUUCUCUCUACUGUGCGUCUUCAAGCGGAGGUAGUAUAAAAAACAAUAGAACAAAGUCAAUCAAAGCUCCCAAAAUAUACUGGGACUAUACAUGCACCACUAUACUGACUAUGGAGUGGUUAGAUGGAAUUAAGCUUACAGAUGAAACAGGCUUGAGUAAAGCUUCUUUGAACAGAAGGGAACUCAUUGACCAGGGAUUAUACUGCUCUCUGAGGCAAAUGCUUGAGGAAGGUUACUUUCAUGCUGAUCCUCAUCCGGGAAACCUUGUUGCGACAAAUGAUGGAUCACUUGCAUAUUUUGACUUUGGAAUGAUGGGGGAUAUUCCUAGGCAUUAUCGUAUUGGACUUAUUCAAAUGAUUGUGCACUUUGUUAAUCGCGACUCUCUGAGCUUGGCAAAUGACUUCCUUUCUUUGGGAUUUAUUCCUGAAGGGGUUGAUAUACAUUUAGUUUCUGAUGCACUGCAAGCAUCCUUUUCUGACAGGAGUCAUCGGACUAGUGAAUCUCAAGAUUUCCAGGGAAUCAUGAACCAACUAUAUGCUAUCAUGUAUGAAUUUAACUUCUCCCUCCCACCAGACUAUGCUCUGGUUAUAAGAGCACUGGGAUCACUAGAAGGGACAGCUAAAGCUCUGGAUCCUGAUUUUAAAGUCAUUGAGAGUGCAUAUCCUUUUGUUAUUGGGAGACUUAUAGCAGACCCAAGUCCUGAUAUGAGAAGAAUUUUGAGGGAACUUGUCAUUCGUAACAAUGGAUCGAUAAGGUGGAAUCGGCUAGAGCGCCUGGUAGCAGCAAUAUCUGAACAAGCCUCAGAGCUAACUGGAGACCCUAAUCCUGAAAAGUUCUCAAGUCCUUCAGUUUGGAAAUUAUUUGACAUGCAUGCUGUUGUUGAUUCGACUGAAGAUCUUUUGUUAUUCAUAUUAUCAGAGAAGGGUCACAGAGUACGUCUUUUCCUUCUCCGGGAUAUAGUAGAAGCAGCUGAUGUGUUUCUACAAGAUGAAGUGAUUGACUGUGCAUUAAAUGGGAAGCCUGAAGACCAGAGGUUAUUUCUCUUUGAGGAGCGAACUAUCCUCGCCAGGAUUGGAAAAGGCUUUCAAUACAUUCGUGAUGUGGUGAAGUUGGCGCCAGGGGAAUGGACAGUAAUGCUUAUUCGAAUGGCAGUAAAGCCCGAGGUUCACAAAUUUGCUUUAGACAUUUUUUCAGCUUUAGCUUUGCGUUCUAGUCAUAGAUUGCAGGUAGCUUAUUGGCUCUAUAUAUCGAUAAUUCUACACAAAUUAUCAGAUUAA